Molecule: messenger RNA, 1214 nt
Organism: Closterium sp. NIES-65
Lineage: Eukaryota; Viridiplantae; Streptophyta; Zygnematophyceae; Desmidiales; Closteriaceae
Source: the annotation of a GenBank genome assembly
GAACCAUGGCAGCCUCCGCGCUGCUGCCUGCUCACGUCACGCGCUUCGAGUCCGUGCCAGGGCUUGCAAGCUGGAAUGCCGCCACGCGUGUGGAAAACAUAUCGCGGGUGUCCACGUGGCAGGAUGACCUGGACCGCCUGCCGCCCCUUAACUCCACCAAUCGCCGUCGACUCGCUGCGUGCGACUACACGAUGGGGCGGUGGGUGUACGACGCGCGGCGCCGGUCGUACAGCAGCAAGUGCGCGUGGAUCCGCUCGGCCUUCAACUGCGAGCGGAACGGGCGGCGCGACACGGGGUACACCAAGUACGCGUGGAAGCCCAGCGCGUGCACCGUCCGACGCUUCGACCGCGCCUACUUCAAAGCCUUGCUCCGCAACAAGGUGGUGGCGUUCGUGGGCGACUCGUUUUCGCGCAACGUGCAGCAGGCCAUCGCGUGCGAGCUGGGCGUGGACGACCACGUGGAGCCGUGGUCGGGGUGGCUGGGCGGCACACUCGUGUCGGGGCUGGCCGUGCCGCGCUACAACCUCAAGCUCGUGGCCGUGGUGGCGCCGUACCUGGUGCGCUACAGCAACCAGGACUGGGCGUUCAGGCAGUAUGGGCUGCGGCCGGGCGAUGGCAGCCGCUACGUGGUGUGGCUGGACCACAUGGACGACCAGUGGGCGGCCGUGCUGCAGCACGUGGACCUGGCUGUGUUCAUGUCGGGCCACUGGUUCCUGGACAAGCAGGGCGCCGAGGCCGUGCGCUCCACCGUGUAUGUGGCCAACAACCGGGUGGUGCGGUUGAGCGGCAUGAGCGCGUACCGCGCCGCCAUCCGCAGUGUGAAGCGGUUCGUGACCGUGGAGCAGAGGUACCGUGGCGUGCCCAUGUGGCUCACCUACUCCCCCUCCCACUACUCGAGAGGUAACCCCCCCACAUGCCGCCACACCACACCCAUAUCUACGAAGAGAGUUCAAACCAUGGUGGCCCGUGACAUCUCCACAGCUUUCAGAAGGCUGGAGGUGAGGGAGCUGAAGAAGUCACCCUUUCGAAUAAUCGACAUCACCCGCAUUUCCCUCUUCCGCCCAGAUGCACAUGUGAAGCGUUUCUAUGGAGCCAAGACAAACAGCAAAACAAAGUGGGACUGCACCCACUGGUGUUUACCUGGACUUCCAGACGUCUGGGCCGACAUAUUCCAGUUUGUUCUCAAAACGCAAUUGAGACGACACAAGAAGUAA